AUGAAGACUCUUCAGCUCUUUGCUUGCUGGGAUUUCCCAAGUUGCAGUCACUCACCGUGGGCAGCUGCUGCGUGUUAUGCUUAUUCACUUCAAACCCCUUUUGUCAAGUACAUGUGCUCAGAUGAGAAAGAAAAUGAGGGUUUCGUUGAGUUGCAGAAACUUUCCGGCCGGCGGCCGCAUUCCAGCCGUAAGUUGUUUGCGCAGUUGUAUAUGAAAUAA
Molecule: messenger RNA, 219 nt
Organism: Ilex paraguariensis (yerba mate)
Lineage: Eukaryota; Viridiplantae; Streptophyta; Magnoliopsida; Aquifoliales; Aquifoliaceae
Source: the annotation of a GenBank genome assembly